UUCGCUACGUUUGCGUUCCAACGAGGAACGCGCGCGUUCCCGAGUCUGUUAUUUAGAUAUCGGGUCUCUAGAAUUGCGUGCGCGCGGAUAAUUUUACAAAAAGGACGCGGAGGAGAGGUUCUCGUUUUACAUUGGCGUUUCACAUUGGCCGUAAAGCGACAUAAGUAUAAGCAAAUGUUAAAUAAUGGUCGGAGCGCGCGCGUAAAAAUGUCUUUCCACCUCGUGCCGCUCGCUCUCUCGUCGACAGAAAGGUUAAAAACUGCGAGUACGUCUUCGGCAUCGCACCGUUAUUAUGCAAUUUUGCCUCGUGCAGAUUUUCAAUCUGCCCAUCCUGCGGAGUGAAUGUUACGUCGCGCGCGAGCAAGCGCCCGGCAUAUCUACCAGCGAGCCUCACUCCGUAACAAUGAGUGCUAAAUAAAAAAAGCGGAUAACUUGCAUUGCGGUACUAUUAUAUCGCAAAGAGUGUCGCGGGAAAUCUCCGGCUUCGAUUUUAACGAUCCCUCUACGAAAUAUCGCCGUGAUGCAUAUCCUGUUGCGGGUAUCAGGUACAUUUAUGGCAACUGACAAGAUUUUGUGCAUUUUUAAACAACACAAAAAGAAUCGAAGAAAAAAUGCACGAGUUGACUUAUUAAUUUAAAGUUUUAAUAAAAAUAUUAAUUUAAGGUCCGAAAACUUAUAUAAACGAAUAUAGUUUUUCGUAGCUAUAAAUAUGCGAGAAACCCAUUAAAUAAAAUGCAAAUCAAUUCUUAACGGACCUAAACGGUAUCAUAUAUGUAUAUCACUUAAUUGACGCUUAAUGAAAGAGGCAGUUAUAAAAAGAAUAUAAAUGGUCAUAAAAAAAGCUGGAUGUACACGAAAAUUGCAACAAAGGGAGUCGCAUAGGAAAGCUAAACGAGCUAACGAUCCAUCGUACCUCGCAGCUGUCGGGCGUUAACGAUAAAAAAUCAUCCGAGUGCAAUACACAUCGAUCGCGAAAGGAAUCCAGUGGAAAAACGAGUGGGUAUACAACGUACGUUUCAAAGGUCAAAACACUACGUGCAUUUGCAACGUACUUGAACUCUGUAUCCAUUUAUGCAUCUUUGUAAGGAAACACGCAUGAACGGUGGUAUGCUGAGCUUUCUUUAACCCAUUUGAAGAUUAGAAGUUUAAGAUGAACUUUGGAGAAUUUGCACUAUAUUUGCACGUAAGAUUUUUCACUCAUAUGGCGUUCAGGACUCACUCUUCUUUCACGAAAAUUUCUCUUUUCUCCCCAAAAAGUAGUCGUCGCGUUGAAACGUUAGCGAUCAAUAAUGAGAUAAAUUAAGAGUGACGAAAACGUGGCGAUAGAAACGCCAAACUUUCGAUUCCCGGAUCGCGAUACGAAGGCUUACUCAGACUUACUAUAAAAGCGGUUCUUUUACGAUGCGCAUCGGUCUAUAAUAAAGGUUCGAACCGGUAUCACCGUGGCAUUUGAAGCAAAACGCCGAUAGCACAGGGCAGUGCUAUCUAUAAAAGGAGGACGCGGUGGAUAAACGCUCGUCAGUAGUACCGUGCACGCAAUAUCUAGAAAACGAAGCAGUUGAGGACAUGAAUCUGCGUUUAAUUAUCUUGCUGAGCCUGGCGGCAGUAAUAUCGGCGGCAAACGAGCCGAUAGCCAUUGUCAGGCAGGAGCAGGACAUCAGCCCGGACGGUAGCUACUUCUUGAAAUGGGAGAGCGCCAACGGGAUUACCUUCGAGGAGCAGGGCGUUCAGAAGAAUACGGGUCAGAAGGACAAGGAAGCUGAGGAGGUACGCGGCUCGGCGUCGUGGACCGCACCCGAUGGACAAAAAAUUAAUCUCGGCUGGCUGGCAGACGAGAAUGGUGCCAUUUUCCAAGGAGCGCAUCUGCCAACCCCGCCACCCGCGCCGCCAAUUCCGCCUCAGAUCCAGCGCGCCCUCGAGUGGAUAGCCGCUCACCCUUACCAGGAAAGAAACAAAGUGUAACUGAUGCACCUCUCGCUGCAGACACGUUGAAGGUUCAUACUCCACUUGCAUAUCUUUAGCUUGACAUCGAAUGUAAAUUUUUUGUAUAAAAGUGUUUCGUUUGUAUAACAAAAAAUAUUGAAGAAAGAUUUAAUUUCCGAUUCUUCGUAGAUUACUCAGAACGACGUUUCACAAAAUUGUAUUCUGUUUUAAGUAUACCCCAACGUGCGAUCAAUUAUAAUAAUUGUGAUAUUAAAAUGUGUUUGGGACGAAUGCGAUAUUGAAAGAUUUGAUUAGGGAGAGAGACUCGAUUAUAAAAUCAUUAAAAUUGUUAACAGCUUGUUUAAUACAUAUUAUGAAAUCAUUAAGAAAUAAACGCUUUCAAUUAUAUUAUUGGAAAAUAUUGCGUUGUCAUGUUUACUUCAAUAUUGCAAUUAUAUGUAUACUAUAUAUACCCCGGUCAGUUAUAAUUCAAAUGAUUCUAUCAAUCCAAUUGACCAACAAAUGUGCAGAGAGAUGAAGAGAGUUAUUGAUUUAAAAGCAGAAUAUUUUGUAAGUUAAUAAAAACCUUAGAAUUCACAUGUAAUAUAUAAAUCUACGAACGCAUUAUCUACUAAAUUUCAAAUAUGCACAAAAAUAAUUAAGUUAUAAAGAAAUACUAUAAUAGAUCUAUAAUCGGAUAAUUUAUUUUUAACUCAGCAAAAGAAUCUUUUCAGCUAAAGAUAUACUAGUGCCUCUUGAUGACAGAGAGAUUCUGUCAGUUAAACAAUUAGGAGAGGGAUGAGGGCAAAUAUUUGACCUUUUGUGGCUUACAGCCGCUUUCUUCACCUACUUUGUUAGUAAAUUUGCAAGAAUAUUUCGAGAGCGGCUACUUAACGCGAGACUAGUAAACUUACUCAAGUUGAAUGUGGACAGACGACUAUGCGGUAAUAGAAAAAUCGGGGUCAAAAAUAGUUAUUGCGGCGAAGGAGGAAGAUCGUUAUGUAAGCCAAUGAGAGCGAGAGUUCUUGAUGCCACACUGCUGACUACUCUAUCUUCUUGAAACGGAGAUUAUUACUAUAAUUAGCGAAACAGUUCAAACAGCAGGGCAAUUACGCUAACAGUAAAAUGCAUAGUGAAUCGAUUUUAAUAUUACUUUCGUUAAGUUCUUAUAUACGUUUUCAAUAAUUUAAUUAGUUCUUAUAUACGUUUCCAAUAAUUUGAUGUAAAAAUAUAUAUAAAAAAUAUUUAAAAAAAAAUUAAAGUAAUAAUCAAAUUCAGAAAAAAUUCUAAAAGUGCUAAAAAAUGUGUCACUGUUUAAUCUGAAAUUAUUUAAUUAAUAAAAUAUGAACAAUUCAUGCAUAUUAUAUUAUGCACAUAUUGUAUUGCAGCAAUUAUGCAGUAAUUGGUGUUCCGCACUAUUACUCAUCGAAAUUAAACGUGUAAAUACAAAUAAACUAAUCAAAUCUGUU
This is a messenger RNA of Solenopsis invicta (red fire ant), 3392 nucleotides long. Its product is annotated as endocuticle structural glycoprotein SgAbd-8. NCBI's taxonomy places the organism in Eukaryota, Metazoa, Arthropoda, Insecta, Hymenoptera, Formicidae. The transcript is spliced from 3 exons. Gene Ontology annotation, molecular function: structural constituent of chitin-based larval cuticle. Bases 1567 to 1962 code for a protein of 131 amino acids. Gene Ontology annotation, cellular component: chitin-based extracellular matrix. The record is from RefSeq and is a predicted model, not a curated record.